This is a messenger RNA of Acanthoscelides obtectus, 1463 nucleotides long. The record is from the annotation of a GenBank genome assembly. NCBI's taxonomy places the organism in Eukaryota, Metazoa, Arthropoda, Insecta, Coleoptera, Chrysomelidae.
AGAGAGCCUCAGUGAGUAAUAGUUGAUAUUCGCCUUGAAGUAGUCUUGCUCUAGAGACUUGAGUCUAAAAAUUAUGAAACAGUAUUUACUGGAGAGAAAAAAAUUAAUAGCUGUUCAUAUAUGAUUUGUUAUUGGGGCAAAGAGUAACGAGUAGUUGCCGGUCCAGCACACUCCUUGUGCAACAUAGUCUUCAGCGCGCCUAUGCAGCCGUGAGCCGUGACACUCGGAGAUUGUAAAAAUGUGAAAAUGCUCAGUACGAAAUUGGAUUUAUUGUUGGGUUUUACACAGAUAUAAUAUUACUUUAUAAUAGUUUCACCUAUAUUUAUUUAUCGUAACAUGUUCGAUAAAAAAUAUUUGUUGUAAAAUGUUUCGCACGUGAAGCAGGCCCAAUAAUCUCUCUGUAUUCGAAAAACAUGGUUGUAAAAUGUGCAGGACUUACGAAUUUGUUCACAGCGCGGUGUCUUUUGAUUUUCUCUGCUGUUGGAAUUGUAGAUACCAGACAUCAGAUACCAGACACCAGACACCAGAUACCAGACACCAGACACCAGAUACCAGAUACGACACCAGACACCAGAUACCAGACACCAGAUACCAGAUACCAGACACCAGACACCAGAUACCAGACAUCAGAUACCAGACACCAGAAACCAGAUACCAGAUACGAGAUACCAGAUACCAGAUACCAGAUACCAGACACCAGACACCAGAUACCAGAUACCAAACACCAGAUACGAGAUACCAGAUACCAGCCACCAGAUACCAGACACCAGAUACCAGAUACCAAACAUCAGAUACCUGAUACCAGAUACCAGAUACGAGAUACCAGAUACCAGAUACCAGACACCAGAAACCAGAUACCAGAUAAAGAGAUAACAGAUACCAAAUACCAGAUACCAGACACCAGAUACCAGACACCAGAUACCAGACACCAGAUACCAGACACCAGAUACCAGAUACCAGACACCAGAAACCAGAUACCAGAUAAAGAGAUAACAGAUACCAAAUACCAGAUACCAUAUACCAGAUACCAGAUUCCAGACACCAGAUACCAGAUACCAGAUACCAGACACCAGAUACCAGACACCAGGUACCUGAUACCAGACACCAGACACCAGAUACCAGACACCAGACAUCAGAUACCAGACACCAGGCACCAGAUACCAGACUCCAGAAACCAGAUACCAGAUACCAGAUACGAGAUACCAGAUACCAGAUACCAGACACCAGAUACCAGAUACCAGACACCAGAUACCAGAUGCCAGACACCAGAUACCAUAUACCAGAUACCAGAUACCAGAUAUCUGAUACCAGACAUCAGAUACCAGACACCAGAUACCAGAUGCCAGACACCAGAUACCAGAUACCAGACACCAGACACCACAUACCAGAUACCAGAUACCAGACCCAGACACAGAUACCGGACACCAGAUACUAGACACCAGACACUAGAUACCAGAUACUAG